Molecule: messenger RNA, 1896 nt
Organism: Peromyscus californicus insignis
Lineage: Eukaryota; Metazoa; Chordata; Mammalia; Rodentia; Cricetidae
Product: transcription initiation factor TFIID subunit 10-like
Exons: 1
Coding region: 1160-1861 (233 amino acids)
Biological process (GO): transcription initiation at RNA polymerase II promoter
Cellular component (GO): nucleus; transcription factor TFIID complex; SAGA complex
Molecular function (GO): promoter-specific chromatin binding; RNA polymerase II general transcription initiation factor activity
Source: RefSeq, a predicted model, not a curated record
UAAUCCUGUUUCCUCAGACUGGAAUCCUCUGAGUCCUUAUCAAGAAUGAAUCUCAGCUGAGUGCUGCUCAAAAGUCUAAAAGCUUAACCAGGCCCAAAGCUUCUAGUUUCUGGUCCUCACACCUUAUAUACCUUUCUGCUUUCUGCCAUCACUUCCCGGGAUUAAAGGCUCGAGUCACCAUUCCUGGCUGUUUCCAGUGUGGCCUUGAACUCACAGAGAUCCGAGUGGAUCUCUGCCUUAGGAAUGCUAGGAUUAAAGGUGUGUAUGUGACCAUUUUCUGGCCUCUAUGUCUAUCUAGUGGCAGUUCUGUUCUCUGACCCCAGAUAAGUUUAUUAGGGUGCACAAUAUUUGGGGGAACACAAUAUCACCACAGAGAAGCAAAUCUUUGUGUUUGUGCAGUGACUCUGCAUGUGGGACGUUGUCUUCAAAGUGGUCUCAAUUCAUUCUCUAUUCUGCAUGGAAAUCUAAUCAGUCUCGACAUACCUGAUUACAUAUGGUCUACUGAGACAGGAGGAUUCCUGAGACCCAUACAGGUGGGCUCAGAGUACAGUAAGAGUUCCAGAUGGGCCUAAGGUAUAGUGUGAGACAUUAAAUGGAAAAAAAAAAUCUACCAAAGUAAUAAUGUAAAUAAGAGGAUGAAUCCUAGAGCUCAGACUUUGAGGAGGAGUAUUAUGGAUGAACCUGGGACCUUGACCAUCAUCUCAGAUUUCAUCCAUUACCAAAGUAUGGUUUGAUUCACUCAAAUUACUGAUGCAAAAUCCCAAAUAGUUAGAUUAUGUGGGUGAGAAUUUCCUCAUCCAAUCAGGUGGCAGCUUGUGCCUAAGAGGUGGGGCUCCGAUUAAAUGGGUGAGAACUUCCUCAUCCAAUCAGGUGGCAGCUUGUGUCUAAGAGGUGGGGCUCCAAAGGGAAAGCCAAGGAGACGUGGAUAUAAGGGUCAGAAUAGCUAGGCAAGACACUGUGAGCAUUGGAACCUGAAGUGACUGUCUUACCCCUGCUGCCACGGGAAGACCUGGAACGAGUGUCUUACCAGGCUGGCCUCAAACUCAGAGAUCCUCCUGCCUCUGCCUCCCGACUGCUGGGAUUAAAGGAGUGUUGCCCCACCGCCCUGCCUCAAAGGGAUUUUAGACAGAGGAUCUGAUCUUGGGAAGGUUUGUCAAAAAUGUCAAAAGCCUGGUUCACCGCCUCUCCCACCAGCACCAAGAGCUGCAGCGGCUCCGGUAAGGACCCCGAGGCGGCAGCAGCGUGUGCCGCCUCGGUCGCGGGUCGGGCGCGCCCGGUAUUGGCUUCUGCCGUGCUGCCCACCACCAACACUGCCUCGGAGAGCAAGGCCAGCCCUGCGGGGACGGCAGGGGGACCCGGGGCUGGAGCCACCACUAGGGCCACCGGCCCCAUGGCAUCGCGAGCCAGGGAGCCUGCCGAGAGGCGGCCUGGGCAGGCCUCGGUGGCAGCGGGCGGCAGGGCUCAUCCCGAAGGGGCAAUGUCUAAGGGGGUUUAUGCGCUGCCGAGCAAGGCCAACCGAGAAGUGAAGCCCGUAGCGUCCAGCACGCCUCUGGCGGACCUCUUGAUGCAGCUGGAGGAUUACACUCCUACGAUCCCGGAUGCAGUGACUGGUUAUUACCUGAACCGUGCUGGCUUUGAAGCUUCAGACCCACGCAUAAUUCGGCUCAUCUCACUAGCUGCCCAGAAGUUCAUCUCAGAUAUUGCCAACGACGCCCUACAGCACUGCAAAAUGAAGGCCGCCGCCUCUGGCAGCUCUCCGAGCAAGAGGAAGGACAGCAAGUACACCCUUACCAUGGAGGACUUGACCCCUGCCCUCAGAGAAUAUGGUAUCGAGGUGAAGAAGCCGCACUACUUCACCUGAACCACCUAACCCAGACCUAUUUGUCUUUUCCUCUG